GUACAACUUACCACGAAAAUAAAUGCGGGCUCAAGAAUGUAAACAACAAGACAUAACCAAAAAAUUUGACUGUUUUUAUUUCGCCGUCUGAAUAUCUAAUUGCAUCAAACAAUGCAUUAUCAAUUAAAUCCAAUGCCAAUGUAACGUACAGUUCAAUUAUCAUUUAAUAUUUCGAAACGCAUGAUUUGAAAUGGUAAAUACUUUGUCAUAACAUCGAUUGUACCGGUUGCUAAAUCAACAAUGCUUCUGGCCAAUUCGCUGAAGUACAUUGUUCAAAAUCUUAGAUUUAAUAAUAAUAAAAUCAGCAAAAAUGUACCAUGUCCAUUACGGACCAAUCAAUUCGUUCAACGCCAGUAUUGUAGUGAAAAAUUCAAAAUAAUUGACGAAUCCACUUCUGUGUUAACCAUUCGUCGGUCGCUCAAAACAGCCGGUGUUGAAGCGACCGAAGGUUGUUCGUUCAUCAAAACACUGUGCCCUGUGUGUGAUUUUCCGGAUGGUAAAACCGCUAGCAGUAUUUACAUCAACAAAGUAUCAGGGAAUGUAGUGUGUCCAUCGUGUCAACUGGUUAGUGGAUGGAGUUCCGUUGAAAAAUUCUUUUUGAAAACAGGGAAACCAACCAAGGAACGUGAAAGACUGAAAGAAUUGUUUGAAAAGUCCAAGCCAAAAAUUUCAGCACCAAUUGAACCAAUCAAUGCAACAUCCAUUUCUAACCUGGAACAGAAAGCAGUUAUCAAAGUAAUGGAAUCGUUGAAAUUGCAAACGAUUCCCUACAGUGUACUGCUAAAUUUCUCCGUACUGUGCGACACUGAGUCCAACGAAUUGUAUUUUCCAUUGAAAGAUGUCGAUGGAGUUGUGGUUGGUUAUAGGCGAUUGUAUAAAAUUGGGAAUGAUGUUGCCGAACAAACGUUACCGGAAACCGAAAGUUUUGGUGUGCUGAAAUCACAGUCGGGUAAAAAAGACUUCACAUCAGCUAUUGUGGUGCUGUCGAUUGUUGAUAUGCUGGCCUUAGCCACACAAAAGUUAAAUUACACAUUCAUUUGCCUUCCACAUGGCUUAAAGCAGCUACCUCAACAAUGCCUUCUCAAUUUCGAAACAUAUCAAAAAUUAAUACUUUGGUUCGAUCACGACACCGUCGGAUGGGACAUGGCGUUCAGUUUUGCCAAGAAAUUAGACGAAAAGCGAUGUCUCUUCGUUCGACCCACCGAAAUGCAUCCGACACCGUAUAGAGCUUCUUUGGACUCCAUUGACAUCAAAACAAUAUUAAACAAAGCGCAGCCAAUUCUGCACAAAUCCAUCACAACGUUUCAGUCGUUGCGGCAAGACGUGCUGAGCGAUUUACAAAAUAUCGAUAAAGUGCAAGGGGUGAAAUGGAAACGGUUUCCCAUUUUGAAUAAAUUACUGCGAGGCCAUCGGAAAGGUGAAUUAACUGUGUUAACCGGUCCAACGGGAUGCGGAAAGACAACGUUUAUGUCAGAGUAUUCGCUAGAUCUAGCCAUGCAGGGUGUUUCGACGCUCUGGGGUUCAUUCGAAAUUCGUAACACGAGAUUAGCAUCAACGCUACUUCGACAAAUGGCCGGCCACUCGUUGGAUAGCAGUAUAUCGGAUUUCAAUCAUUGGGCCGACGCUUUCGAGAAAUUACCCAUGUUUUUCAUGACGUUCCACGGUCAACAGUCGAUAAAAAUUGUAAUGGAUACCAUUGAGCAUGCACAAUACGUGCACGACAUCCACCAUGUCAUCAUCGACAAUGUACAGUUUAUGAUGGGCACAGCGGAUGAGGCGAAACACAUGGAUCGAUUUUGGAAACAAGAUUCAAUCAUUGGAGCGUUUCGUACAUUUGCCACGAAGAAAAAUUGCCAUGUUACGCUUGUCAUUCAUCCGAGGAAGGAACGUGAUACCGAGGAAUUGACCACAAGUUCGAUAUUCGGUGGUGCCAAAGCCACACAAGAGGCGGAUAAUGUGCUUAUCAUACAAGAUAAACGUUUGACCGCCAUUCGGGGUAAAAAAUAUCUUCAAGUUGCCAAGAAUCGGUACAGCGGUGACUUAGGAAUAAUGACGCUCGACUUCGAUAAAGAUGGUCUCAGUUAUGCGACGAAAAAGAAGAAAGACAAAGCGACAGCCACAGAACAGCAACCAAAUGAUGAUUUACCAGCGGAGGUAUGAGUGGUGCCAAAAGCGAACACA
Messenger RNA from Bradysia coprophila, 2181 nucleotides. RefSeq names its product mitochondrial DNA helicase (gene mtDNA-helicase). Gene Ontology annotation, biological process: mitochondrial DNA replication. Gene Ontology annotation, cellular component: mitochondrion. The record is from RefSeq and is a predicted model, not a curated record. Lineage: Eukaryota; Metazoa; Arthropoda; Insecta; Diptera; Sciaridae. Gene Ontology annotation, molecular function: single-stranded DNA binding; ATP binding; 5'-3' DNA helicase activity.